ACGCAAAACCCUAGUUUUGUCUUGCAGGCGAAAGAGAAGAUGGCCACCGUUCCAGGGCAGCUCGUGUGGGAGAUCGUGAAGAAAAACAACUCCUUUUUGGUCAAGCAGUUCGGAAGGGGGACCCAGAGCGUCGAAUUCAGCAGAGAGAGCAACAAUCUCUACAACCUCAAUUCGUUCAAGUACUCUGGUUUGGCAAACAAGAAAACUGUUACGGUACAGCCUGAGGGUAAAGAUCAGGCUGUGUUGUUGGCUACAACAAAGACAAAGAAGCAAAACAAGCCUGCUGCAUUGCUUCACAAAUCUGUGAUGAAGAAGGAGUUCAGGAGGAUGGCAAAGGCUGUUGAAAAUCAGGUGGCAGAAAAUUACUACAGGCCCGAUCUCAAGAAGGCCGCCCUUGCAAGGUUGAGUGCUGUUCACAGAAGCCUCAAAGUUGCCAAGUCUGGUGUCAAGAAGAGGAAUAGACAGGCAGUGAAGGUCGCCAGUAGGAAGUGAAAGGGAAUCGAGAAGAGUUAGAUUGCAUUCAACCCUCGAUUUUUGCCCCCUUUUUGUGUUUUUAGAACUCCAAUCUAGAUUUCUCGAGUUUGUUUUGCAAUGCAAUUAUUUAUUAACUAUUCAAUAUGAAACUUGAACUACCAUGUUAUAGAUUUCACCUUCAUUGAUUUGUGUCUUGGUA
Molecule: messenger RNA, 673 nt
Organism: Glycine soja
Lineage: Eukaryota; Viridiplantae; Streptophyta; Magnoliopsida; Fabales; Fabaceae
Product: 60S ribosomal protein L28-2-like
Exons: 3
Coding region: 40-492 (150 amino acids)
Biological process (GO): translation
Cellular component (GO): cytosolic large ribosomal subunit; ribosome
Molecular function (GO): structural constituent of ribosome
Source: RefSeq, a predicted model, not a curated record